AUGGUAAUGGUCUCAUCCCAAGAUUUCCAUAUGGUCACCGACAAAGUAGCAUCGACUCGAGAACGUGGCGAGGCUCGCAAACAAUUUUUGAUCAAUUCGGCUUUACUGAGCCUGAUCGAACCUGUUCGUGGAGAACCAACAGAAUGCCUUCUCGAGUGUCACCCCGAUGCCGAUGUUCUGAAAAGUAGUCAGCUAAAGGAAAAAUUCCUUUACUCAUUCGCGCUUAUCUGCUCAACUUCAAGCUCCGGCAAGGAGACCGCUUCGGCCGUCUGUAUGGAGCAGAAAAGGCCGUCUGGAACCAUUCUACGUAUUGCUCGCAAUCGUGGUCUAUCACAGCAAGACCGUAUUGGGCUUGAAAAGGUGCUAAAGAUUCUUAUCGCUGCUGCAAAUGGAGAGAAGCUAUCAAGGCAGGCGGAAAAUGAAAUUCUUGAGGAGGUGGUUCUUUUAGACCAAAGCCGCAUAUUGUCGCUGGUACAAAAGCUUGAGAAAGCUGGAAUAAGGCGUGUCUUUCAAUUGGCAAUGUCCGAGAUGCCCAGUUGCGAAUCCAACCAAGAAUUACUUAGGGAACCAGGUUUUGGCCAGUGGAUGAAGACAUGCCCUUUCAUAGCUACACCUAAAAGCUCCUCCGAGACUUCUCAGCUGAGCUGUCUGGUGGAAUGGGCAUCGCAGGCUCGAUGGGUAUAUCAAAAACAUUUGCGGAUCUUGCUCGCUUACGGCUCAACGCCGAAUCCGCCCUGUAUGGAAACUCUUUACAAACUUGCUCGCUAUUGGGGAGCCAUCAAGUCCAUGGUCAAACUUGCCGUGAAACAGCCUGAGCUCUUUGCUGGUAUUCACAUUCAGGAUGUUGAUGCCCCCAUGCCGGAGAAAUUCGCACUUCACCAGGAGAAAACACCACUCCGGAAAGCUCUCAAGCGGCUACUCAAGAAUGAUUGCGAGAUGACGUUGGAUAAGUUGGCCCAGCGCUGGGAUUCAAAUGAUGUAGAGGUCGAUUUGCGCAGAGCGUGUCGCUUAACGCUUACACUCCAUGCCGAAAUGCAGCUUCUCGACUUCUAUGACCGCAACCCAGCUUUGGUGCCCCAGCUACGUUUCAUGGGUACGAGUAAAAAGGCCUGCUAUCUUUGUCACGAAUUUCUACUUCGACAUCCACUCCACAUCAGAGUAUCAGCUUGUCAUCAAAAGGUUUACCCUUCAUGGAUGCCGCCAUCCUCCCGUGAUAUUCCUGGAGUGGUCCGGAGCAAGGUUUUUUGGAAAUUCAGUAAACAUAUUGAAGAUGUGACUGUAGAGGCGCUGAGGACAGGUCUAGCGGCUUCACGGCGGCGUAUGAGCAAGGAUUCGACUGCAGGUCCGUCUUUAACAGCAACAGCGACUGCACCUACCGAGGUUUUGGGCACAGCAGCUACUACAGCGAUACAUUCCGUCUACGGGCGAUAG
Cadophora gregata is the source of this 1431-nucleotide messenger RNA. RefSeq lists its product as uncharacterized. The transcript is spliced from 2 exons. The coding region runs from base 1 to 1431 and encodes 476 amino acids. NCBI's taxonomy places the organism in Eukaryota, Fungi, Ascomycota, Leotiomycetes, Helotiales, Ploettnerulaceae. The record is from RefSeq and is a predicted model, not a curated record.